CGCUUUUGGCGAUGAGAGGCGCCCUCGGCACGGCCGCCCGGCUCUUAGCGGUCGUGUUUGUUGCCAUCGCAGCGGUUUUACAUUACCUGGAAAAUUUGGAUCCGGUCACAAUCCCCAGCAUGGCUGAGGAUGUAAAGACGCUGGAGGAGAACUUGAGGCUCCAGAACAGAAGCUGUUUCCUCCUCGGUGCUUCAGGAGAAACGGGCAAGGUGCUGCUUCAGGAGCUGUUGGAGCGGAACAUCUUCUCCAAGAUUACGCUCAUCGGGCGGAGAAAGCUCACAUUUGAAGACAAAGCAUAUGAGAACCUGGUACAAGAGGUGGUCGACUUUGAGAAGUUGGAUGAAUAUGCUGCUGCUUUCCAGGGCCAUGAUGUGGGCUACUGCUGCUUGGGAACAACAAAGGCUAAAGCGGGGACUGAGGGCUUCAUCCGUGUGGAUCAUGACUAUGUUCUGAAAUCAGCGGAGCUUGCCAAGGCCGGCGGCUGCACACAGUUCCACCUGGAGUCUUCUAAAGGGGCGGACAAAAACAGCAGCUUCCUCUACCUUCGGGUCAAGGGACAAGUUGAGGCAGAUAUCGAAGCCCUGGGCUUUGACAGAUAUUCCAUCUAUAGACCUGUGGUUCUCCUGGUGGACAGGCAGGAGAGUCGGCCUUCUGAGUGGAUGGCCAGGAAGUUCUUGGGGACUUUGUCCUCAGUGUUUCCGACAGCCAUGUCCAUCCCAAUCCAAGCUGUGGCCAAAGCCAUGGUUUCCAACACACUGCUUCAGCCUGAGAAGCAGACGGAGAUCCUGGAGAACAAAGCCAUCUACACCCUUGGCAGCAGCACCCACAAGUAGGAUGUGAUGUCAAAAUGAGGGAAACGGGACAGCUUUUGAAGCUGGUGAUGCACCAAGGGCAUUUUAACAUGUUAUCUUUUCACCUUAUUCCCUGCAGGUUACUGUUUGGUGUUCACUUUCUUUCCUGCUGUAUCCACAUUUGUUUUUGUAAAGCAGCCUCUACAAACUAAGCCUAUCAAUUAUUUAUUUUUUCCUUCACCAAAGAAUUUAUCAUUUGAGGAUAUGCAUAUUGUUGAUAUAUGUUGACCGAGUCUGAUCAGUGCGUGCGUGCGCGUUUGCACACGUGCAUGCAUGUGGGGGGAGGGGUUAAUUUAUUAUUAAAACAUGUAUUUUCUAACUUUUUCAUAACUCUUUCAUAUGUUAUGAGCCGAAAGUGGGUAAGGCUAAGAUGGUGGUGGAUAGACUGUAGAGAAACUGAUGUGCAGAUUUCUCAUGAUCACUAUAAAUCAGACUGAGCACUUUGAUCGCAUCAUCUUCACUCUUUGAUUUGCACCAUCAAACAAUUUAUUUUCUCUUUUCAUGGUAUUUCCUUAACUUUUAUCACUUACCUAUGAAGGACUGCCAUCAUUUCACAGCAAAACACAAUAAUGACAAAUACAAUAAGGAGUAUUAAAAAGAAGUGGUGUGAACACGAGAUAUGGUGGUAAAUAGAAAAGAUAACCCCAGUACUUACUUUUCUUUGGCAGAACUAUAAUGUGGUUGUAUGAGUUGAUCCAUCGUGGAGAGGACUGUCUGGGAAAACAAAAGAAAAUAUUUUAUUUCUUCACUGUAUUUCAAGUGGAAAAAGGGGAGUCCUUUGGGUUUGACUCGGUGGUCUUGUUUGUUGGUGUUGUCCAGUAAUUCAUUGGGAGCUGCCAUCAUCAGGCCUUUAAUAUUCAUGUCUUUGUACUUAACCCAAGACCCGGCACUUAACCUUUCUGCAAAACAGUGCCUUAAAUUGAAAUUGACCAUUUAUUUUUCUCUUUCAUGAAUAUGGAGAAAAAUGUCAAAUGCUUACUUCAUGCUUUCUUAAUUAUGUUUUUCAUUCAUUUUUGAUUUAUUGUGUGGGGUAUUUUAUAAAAUAUAUUGCAAUAGUGUUUGGUAUGAAUAGCAGUGCUUAGAAUUUGUUGUAUAUUUAUUUCUUUGACAUUAAAAAAAGUC
Lampris incognitus (smalleye Pacific opah) is the source of this 1973-nucleotide messenger RNA. It is a transcript of the gene htatip2, whose product is annotated as HIV-1 Tat interactive protein 2. The coding region runs from base 12 to 833 and encodes 273 amino acids. The record is from RefSeq and is a predicted model, not a curated record. Gene Ontology annotation, biological process: import into nucleus. Gene Ontology annotation, cellular component: cytoplasm. NCBI's taxonomy places the organism in Eukaryota, Metazoa, Chordata, Actinopteri, Lampriformes, Lampridae. The transcript is spliced from 6 exons.